Molecule: messenger RNA, 2308 nt
Organism: Pleuronectes platessa (European plaice)
Lineage: Eukaryota; Metazoa; Chordata; Actinopteri; Pleuronectiformes; Pleuronectidae
Gene: slc1a8b
Product: solute carrier family 1 member 8b
Exons: 11
Coding region: 1-1692 (563 amino acids)
Biological process (GO): L-glutamate transmembrane transport
Cellular component (GO): plasma membrane
Molecular function (GO): L-glutamate transmembrane transporter activity; glutamate:sodium symporter activity; neutral L-amino acid transmembrane transporter activity
Source: RefSeq, a predicted model, not a curated record
AUGGAGGGGAUGAAGAAGUGCAUGAAGAAAAUGUUUUCAAGGAAAUUCAGGGAGUACGUGACGGACUACUGCAAGAGGAAUGGCCUCCUGACUCUCUCGGUCUUUGCUGUGGUGACGGGCUGCGUGCUUGGAUUCCUCCUCAGGUCAUUCAACCUGUCCACACAGGCCAAGAUCUACUUCUCGUUCCCGGGAGAGCUGCUCAUGAGGAUGUUGAAGAUGCUUAUUCUGCCUCUCAUCACUUCCAGUCUUAUGUCCGGCCUGUCAGCCAUGGACACCAAGGCGAGCGGCCGCCUCGGAGUCCUGACCAUCACCUACUACCUGUGGACGACCUUCAUCGCCGUCAUCGUUGGCAUCGUGCUGGUGCUCAUCAUUCACCCGGGGACGGGCUCCGAGAAAGAAGGUCACCAUGCGAGUUCAGGGCCUGUGAUGACCUCCGCUGACGCUCUGCUGGACCUCAUCAGGAACAUGAUCCCGUCGAAUCUAAUCGAGGCAACUUUUCAGCAGUACCGGACAGAUUUGGUGCCCAUCGUGCAAAGCUCUGAUUCAAAGGAGUCCCAGGCCAACUAUGUGUACGUAAUGCCCGACUACCACAACCCUCGCCUGGGCCACCCGGUCUUCCUGGAGAUCACCCCUGCGCCUGACAUCAAGUAUAAGAUCGUGCCCAGUACGAGCAAGGGCAUGAACGUGCUGGGGAUCGUCAUCUUCUCGGCCACCAUGGGUCUGCUGCUGGGGAAGAUGGGAGAGCGUGGCGCACCGCUGGUCAACGUGUGUCAGUGCAUCAACGAGUGCGUCAUGAAGAUCAUUAACGCAGCUAUGUGGUACUUCCCCUUCGGUAUUGUGUUCCUUGUGGCCGGGAAGAUUCUGGACAUGCACGACCCCGCCCACCUGGGAGAGAAGCUGGGCAUGUACUUCAUCACAGUCCUGUCCGGUCUGUUUGUGCACGGCCUCAUCCUGCUGCCGCUCUUCUACUUCUUCUUCACCCGCAAGAACCCCUUCCCGUUCAUCAGAGGGCUGCUGCAGGCUCUUGUCAUUGCACUGGCCACGUCAUCCAGCUCGGCCACUUUGCCAAUCACCAUGAAGUGUCUUCUGGAGAACUGCGGAGUGGACCGGCAGAUCGCUCGCUUUGUGCUGCCAGUGGGAGCGACCAUCAACAUGGACGGGACAGCUCUGUACGAAGCCGUAGCGGCCAUCUUCAUCGCUCAGGUCAACGAGUACGACUUGGACUUUGGCCAGCUGGUCACCAUCAGUAUAACGGCGACGGCAGCCAGCAUCGGGGCAGCUGGGAUACCUCAGGCAGGUCUGGUUACAAUGGUGAUUGUCCUGACCUCGGUGGGGUUACCGCCUGCUGACAUCUCGCUGAUCGUGGCCAUCGAUUGGGUUCUCGAUCGCUUCCGCACGAUGAUCAACGUUCUUGGUGAUGCCUUAGCUGCUGGGAUCAUGGCUCAUUUAUGUAAGAAGGACUUUGAGAAGGCAGCCGACACCAGCACAGAACUUGCCACCAUGGUUGACAACAACGGAGGGGGCCCCACACGGGUGAGAAGGACAAGAGACACAGUGAUCUCCUUUGGGAAUCAGAGCGUGGCGAUGUCCGAUGCCCCUCUGAUCACACACCGCUGCGAUUACGUGUUCGAGGUGGACGGAGACCACGUGCUGGAGAGGCCUGUGGCCUGCUACAACCUCUGCCAGGUCUGAAGCGCUUCCACUAGACGGACAGCGAGUCAUACUGCCUUCUACGGAGAUUCACCUCUCAGGAUGGAAGGGGCUGAAGUCCGAGGCCCUGCGAAUCCAAGUUGGGUUUCCAUCCUAAAUGAGAGUAACGAUUGAGUGUGUUGGUGUCGGAGUUACACGGUGUAAAUGGAGUUUUGCCUGUGCCAUGACGAAAUCAAAAAAUAACCCUCCAUUACUUGACAUUCAUUGUACGUGUGUGUCUAUUCAGUUGUGACUGGAUGAUGGGUUGUGAGGAUACGCAUUAAGUUUCAGAUGAAAUCUCACUACUGUGUUGCAGCGACAUGCAUUACAUGAUUCAUGUGUAUCAGUUAGAUGAUCACAGUGGGCCUGUUUCUAAUGAGGUUCCACUACAGAUCUAGAUUUAAGUCAAGGUUCUGAGUUGCCUUAACUCUCAGUUCUGAAAAUGAAACUGAGAGCCUGACUGACUUGAAAGCAAACCGGAAGUAAAAGAUGAGACUCACAUUCAUUUUGUUGAGCUGAACCUUUAUGUUGUCUAUGGAUAGUUAUUAAAGCAACACUCACAAAACAUAUUUACAUUAUAGUACAAAGAAGUCACUUUAAGAGUAUUUGUUUUUAUACA